Molecule: messenger RNA, 4896 nt
Organism: Budorcas taxicolor (takin)
Lineage: Eukaryota; Metazoa; Chordata; Mammalia; Artiodactyla; Bovidae
Gene: POLA1
Product: DNA polymerase alpha 1, catalytic subunit
Exons: 37
Coding region: 1-4407 (1468 amino acids)
Biological process (GO): lagging strand elongation; DNA replication; mitotic DNA replication initiation
Cellular component (GO): alpha DNA polymerase:primase complex
Molecular function (GO): single-stranded DNA binding; pyrimidine nucleotide binding; purine nucleotide binding
Source: RefSeq, a predicted model, not a curated record
AUGGCGCCCUUGCAUGGCGAGGAUUGCGAGCCGGGGGCGAACGCUGUGUCAGAUUCCAGGAAUUUUGUAGCUUCCCGAUCCCGGAGAGAGAAGAAAUCAAAGAAAGGGCGACAGGAAGCUCUGGAAAGACUGAAAAGGGCAAAAGCUGGUGAGAAGUAUAAAUAUGAAGUAGAGGACUUCACGAGUGUUUAUGAAGAAGUUGAUGAGGAACAGUACUCGAAGCUGGUCCAGGCCCGCCAGGAUGACGACUGGAUCGUGGAUGACGAUGGUAUUGGCUAUGUGGAGGAUGGCCGGGAAAUUUUUGAUGAUGACCUUGAAGAUGAUGCUCUUGAUUCCCAUGAGAAAGGAAAAGAUGAUAAAGCAUGCAACAAAGAUAAGAGGACUGUCAAGAGGGCUGCUGUGACAAAACCGAACAACAUCAAAUCAAUGUUCAUUGCCAAUGCUGGGAGGAAAACCGUAGAUAAAGCUGUUGACUUGUCCAAGGAUGAUCUGUUAGGUGACAUUCUACAGGACCUGAACACUGAGACACCAGAAAUAACUCCACCACCUGUAAUAAUACCAAAAAAGAAAAGAUCCAGUGGAGCUUCACUGAAUCCUUUCUCUGUGCACACCCCCAAGGCAGCUCCUUCAGGAAAAACCACUCCCCCAGCCUCAAGGAAAGAGCCUUCAUUAACUCCUGCUCCUCUUACAUGUGCUGAAUUUGCUGGAGAGCCCAGGCCGCCACUGUGUACAGAUGACAAGGAGGAGUCGGGGGCAAUGGAAUUUGAAGAUGGCGACUUUGAUGAGCCCAUGGAAGCCGAGGAGGUGGAUGUGGAGCCUGUGGCUGCCAAGACUUUGUGCCAAGAGAGGGAGCCAGCAGAGGAGGCAAAACAGAAGGCUGAUUCUGGGAAAGGGACCACAUCCUCCUCAGCAAGUUUUCUCCCAGAUGUCUCUUGUUGGGACAUGGAUCAGGAAGAUGACAGCAGUUUCUCAGCCCUGGAAGUUCAAGUGGAUUCCAGUCACCUCCCACUGGUAAAAGGAGCUGAUGAGGAACAAGUAUUUCAGUUUUAUUGGCUGGAUGCUUAUGAAGAUCCGUACAGCCAACCAGGUGUGGUAUUUCUGUUUGGCAAAGUCUGGAUCGAAUCUGCUGAAACCCACGUGAGCUGUUGUGUCAUGGUGAAAAACAUUGAGCGAACGCUCUGUUUCCUUCCCCGUGAAAUGAAAGUUGAUCUAAAUACUGGGAAAGAAAGUGGAACUCCAGUUACCAUGAAGGAUGUUUAUGAUGAAUUUGAUGAGAAAAUAGCAGCAAAAUAUAAGAUUAUGAAAUUCAAGUCCAAGGUAGUGGAAAAGAACUAUGCUUUUGAGAUACCUGAUGUUCCGGAGAAAUCUGAGUACUUGGAAGUUAGAUACUCGGCUGAAAUGCCACAGCUUCCUCAGGAUUUGAAAGGAGAAACUUUUUCUCAUGUAUUUGGGACCAACACAUCCAGCCUGGAACUGUUCUUAAUGAACAGAAAGAUCAAAGGACCUUGUUGGCUUGAAGUGAAAAAUCCACAGCUCUUGAAUCAGCCAAUCAGUUGGUGUAAAGUUGAGGCAAUGGUCUUGAAACCGGACCUGGUGAACGUAAUUAAGGAUGUCGGUCCUCCUCCAGUUGUGGUCAUGUCUUUGAGCAUGAAGACAAUGCAGAAUGCAAAGACACAUGAAAAUGAGAUUAUUGCUGUGUCAGCAUUGGUCCAUCACAGCUUUGCAUUAGAUAAAGCACCCCCACAGCCUCCCUUUCAGUCACACUUCUGCGUUGUGUCUAAACCAAAGGACUGCAUUUUUCCAUAUGAUUUCAAAGAAAGCAUUAAAGAAAAGAAUGUGAAGGUUGAGGUUGCUGCCACGGAAAGAACACUACUAGGUUGUUUCCUUGCAAAAGUUCACAAAAUUGAUCCUGAUAUCAUUGUGGGUCAUAAUAUUUAUGGUUUUGAACUGGAAGUGCUACUGCAGAGAAUUAAUGUGUGCAAAGUUCCUUUCUGGUCCAAGAUAGGUCGGCUGAAGCGAUCCAACAUGCCGAAGCUUGGGGGCAGGAGUGGAUUUGGUGAAAAAAAUGCUACCUGUGGCCGAAUGAUCUGUGAUGUGGAAAUUUCGGCGAAGGAACUGAUUCGGUGUAAAAGCUACCAUUUAUCUGAACUUGUUCAACAGAUUUUGAAAACUGAAAGGAUUGUAAUCCCAAUUGAAAAUAUACGAAACAUGUACAGUGACUCUUCUCAUCUGUUGUACCUGUUGGAGCACACCUGGAAAGAUGCCAGGUUCAUUUUGCAGAUCAUGUGUGAACUAAAUGUUCUUCCAUUAGCAUUGCAGAUCACUAACAUCGCUGGGAACAUUAUGUCUAGGACGCUGAUGGGUGGACGAUCUGAGCGUAAUGAGUUCUUAUUACUUCAUGCAUUUUAUGAAAACAACUAUAUUGUGCCUGACAAGCAGACUUUCAGAAAGCCUCAGCAGAAACUGGGAGAUGAAGAUGAAGACAUUGAUGGAGACACCAAUAAAUACAAAAAAGGACGUAAGAAAGCAGCUUAUUCUGGAGGCUUGGUCUUGGACCCCAAAGUUGGUUUUUAUGAUAAGUUCGUUUUGCUUCUGGACUUCAACAGUUUGUAUCCUUCCAUCAUUCAGGAAUUCAACAUUUGUUUUACAACAGUGCAAAGAGUUGCUUCAGAGGCACAGAAAGUUGUAGAGGAUGGAGAGCAAGAGCAGAUCCCUGAGCUGCCAGAUCCAAGCUUGGAAAUGGGCAUUUUGCCCAGAGAGAUCCGAAAACUGGUAGAGCGGAGAAGACGAGUAAAACAGCUAAUGAAACAGCAAGAUUUAAAUCCAGACCUUUAUCUUCAGUAUGACAUUCGACAGAAGGCUUUGAAGCUCACGGCAAACAGUAUGUACGGCUGCCUGGGAUUCUCCUACAGCAGAUUUUACGCCAAACCCCUGGCUGCUUUGGUGACAUACAAAGGAAGAGAGAUUUUGAUGCAUACGAAGGAGAUGGUUCAGAAGAUGAAUCUUGAAGUUAUUUAUGGAGAUACAGAUUCAAUUAUGAUCAACACCAAUAGCACCAAUCUGGAAGAAGUGUUUAAAUUGGGAAACAAGGUGAAAAGUGAAGUGAAUAAGUUGUACAAACUGCUUGAAAUAGACAUUGAUGGUAUUUUCAAGUCCCUGCUACUGCUGAAGAAAAAAAAGUACGCUGCUCUGAUUGUUGAGCCAACAUCAGAUGGGAAUUACGUCACGAAACAGGAGGUGAAAGGAUUAGAUAUAGUUAGAAGAGACUGGUGUGAUCUUGCUAAAGACACUGGAAACUUUGUCAUUGGCCAGAUUCUUUCGGAUCAAAACCGGGACACUAUAGUGGAAAACAUUCAGAAGAGGUUAAUAGAAAUUGGAGAAAAUGUGCUAAACGGCAGUGUCCCAGUGAGCCAGUUUGAAAUUAAUAAGGCGUUGACCAAGGAUCCCCAGGAUUACCCUGAUAAAAAAAGCCUACCUCAUGUACAUGUUGCCCUCUGGAUAAAUUCUCAAGGAGGAAGAAAGGUGAAAGCUGGAGAUACUGUGUCCUAUGUCAUCUGUCAGGAUGGUUCCAAUCUCACUGCAGGUCAGAGGGCCUAUGCACCCGAGCAGCUGCAGAAGCAGGACAAUUUAAGCAUCGAUACCCAGUACUACCUGGCCCAGCAGAUCCACCCAGUCGUGGCUCGAAUAUGUGAGCCAAUAGAUGGAAUUGAUGCUAUCCUCAUUGCAUCGUGGUUAGGACUUGACCCCACCCAAUUUAGAGUUCAUCAUUAUCAUAAAGAUGAAGAGAAUGAUGCUUUACUUGGUGGCCCAGCACACCUCACGGAUGAAGAGAAAUACAAGGACUGUGAAAGGUUCAAAUGCCCAUGCCCUACAUGUGGAACCGAGAAUAUUUAUGAUAGUGUCUUCGAUGGUUCGGGAACUGAUAUGGAGCCCAGCUUGUAUCGUUGCAGUAACAUCAAUUGUAAGGCUUCUCCUCUGACCUUUAUGGUACAGCUGAGCAACAAAUUGAUCAUGGACAUUAGACGUUGCAUUAAAAAAUACUAUGAAGGCUGGUUGAUUUGUGAAGAGCCCACAUGUCGAAAUCGAACUCGGCACCUUCCCCUUCAGUUCUCCCGAAAUGGACCACUUUGCCAAGUCUGCAUGAAAGCUACACUUCGACUAGAGUAUUCUGACAAGUCCCUGUACACCCAGCUGUGCUUUUACCGGUACAUUUUUGAUGUGGAGUGUGCACUGGAGAAACUUAUUACCGAUCAUGAGAAAGAUAAAUUGAAGAAGCAGUUUCUUACUCCCAAAGUUCUUCAGGACUAUAGAAAACUCAAGAACACAGCAGAGCAGUUCUUGUCCCAAAGUGGCUAUUCCGAAGUGAACCUCAGCAGACUCUUCGCCGAUUGUGCUGUAUGGUCCUGAGGGGUUCCAGGAAGUGGACCUGCAGGGACGGUGGAAAGAAGACCCACAUCCUUGGCACCUGCAUCAUGGCCCUGGCUGCUUCUCCUGCAUCGCUUUUCCUGUGGAACUACAAUCAUGUUUGUGUGGCUGUGACUUGGGAGGGGGAUUAUUAAGGGGCAACUGCAAAGCUAUUGAAUCUACCAAACAUCAGGGAACAGCAGAAAUACCUUCCUCUGACAAAAUACCUUGUGCUGUUGAAACACCACCAGGAAAACUGGCUGCUUCACAUUGGCAUUCAGCCCUGGAUUUCUAGGGGAGGGGGCGGGGAAGGAAGAGAAAUGAGAGUGGCUAGGAGGCAAGUGGCUUUUACCCAGGACCUUCAGCAGAGGAGCCCCCAGAAAGAGGGGUUCACAGAGCCUGGCAGCAGGGCGGGCAUUUUGCCUUUUCACAUGCCAGUUAAACCCAAUCUGAACCCAAGUACUUCCCAGGCCCCUGGCUCCAGGAGCAAUU